Branchiostoma floridae (Florida lancelet) is the source of this 2186-nucleotide messenger RNA. RefSeq names its product gamma-aminobutyric acid receptor subunit gamma-2-like. Gene Ontology annotation, biological process: signal transduction; monoatomic ion transmembrane transport; regulation of membrane potential. Gene Ontology annotation, cellular component: neuron projection; membrane; synapse. The record is from RefSeq and is a predicted model, not a curated record. Gene Ontology annotation, molecular function: transmembrane signaling receptor activity; extracellular ligand-gated monoatomic ion channel activity; neurotransmitter receptor activity. The coding region runs from base 170 to 1471 and encodes 433 amino acids. NCBI's taxonomy places the organism in Eukaryota, Metazoa, Chordata, Leptocardii, Amphioxiformes, Branchiostomatidae. The transcript is spliced from 11 exons.
GUAAAAAGGGAAUGACCUCUUAAGGCUGUUGUUGGGUGUUUCUAUGGACGUCAUUUGAUUGCUCCACGUUCGCAGAGAUUCUUCCAGUCGUUACUAAAACACUGAUGUCCGUUUUGUGAUUGCAGUCGAACGAUUUUAACAAGGACUUCGGAAUCAGAUAGCUCAGACGAUGGAGACCCAGCUGGUGGUGGAGCGGCUGACGGAGGCGGUGGAUGUUCUGAAGCAGGUGGAGUCCAACCUGCGCACCAGCAGUGAUGAGGUCUGGCACAAGAGACGGCCGGACGGGCGGAAGAUCCGAGUGCUGAUCCGAGCCUCCAUCAUCUCGCUGGGAGAGAUCGACACCGUGAAACAGGAGUUCUCUGCUGACGUCUGGCUCGCCGCCUGGUACAAGGAGCCGCUGCUCAAGGGGAAGAAGCACAGAGAGGAGGUGGACUGGGACGACCAGUGGGACCCCCGGAUCGUGCUGUUUAACGCCGUCUCCAUAGACAGUCACGUGAAGAAGCACCACCUGAUCCUGGAGGAGGGCGAUGACGUGCCCAUUGUGCAGCAGAGCAACCGCAUCAAGGCGACCUUCAAGGAGCCGAUGGAACUCUUCGACUUCCCCUUCGAUCAUCAGGAACUGACCAUCCAGCUGAUGUCCGACUGGCCCAUCGCACAGGUGGAGUUCGGCAAGAACAUGGGGAUCAAGGACACCAUCAGGAUAGACACAUUCACGGGCUCGCAUGAGUGGGAGCUGUACGGACACCUCCUGUGUAAGGCUCACAUCACCGGCCAGCACCAGUCCACGUCACACCAGAGGUACCCUCUCUACGACAUUACCGCGCAUGUGCAGAGGAAGAUGGGGUUCUACGUGUGGAACAUCGCGUUCAUCAUGUUCCUGAUCAUGGCGCUCUCCUUCACGGCGUUCUCGGUGCCGCCGGACGAGCCCGCCGACCGCCUGAGCGUCACCCUCACCCUCCUGCUCACGUCUGUAGCCUUCAAGUUCGUGGUGACCCAGAGUCUUCCAACCAUCUCUUACCUCACACUGCUGGACAAGUACGUGCUGUUGUGCAUGAUCUUCCAAUGCCUGAUGGCGGUACAGAACGCCCUGGCCUCCAUCAUGAGCAACGCCUGGCUGUUCGACGUCAUCUCCAUGGCCGUCCUGGCAGGCAUCGUCUUCUUCACUCACCUGGUCUUCGGGGUUCUUAUGUUCAUAAAGAUACGAGGCACGAACAAGAGGCUAGGACAGGCAGACAAGGAGUACCUGGAUCUCUGCGAAAACAUCGAUCGAUUCUACAAAAGGACGAAAUGCACCAUAUCAGGUUUCACCGAUGAAGAGGUCGAGGCGAUCGAGGGUUCGGAUAAACAGACAGGGAUAGAAAAUUCCGCACAGAUGCAAAUGGACGAAGCUAAAGCAGUAGCACCGCUUACUAACUUGCCGGGUUCCGUCCAAGAUAUGCAACCAAGCAGAACCAACAAGUACCAUGUCUGAACGACAAAUGCUGCUUUCAGAUACUUCUCUCCUCUCAGUACAUCCGAACUUGUCUAAACGGAGAUAUAAAUUUUAAAGAAAUAAAGUAAAGAAAAAGAGUCGAAAGAUUCUUACAACACAUCUAAUUGCAUGUUUUCCUGUUAUUGUAUCGACGAACAUUCCUCGAUAUGUAUGAAGUUUUAAAGCAACUCUCACUUUAAAAAAAAUCGAGCAAACACAAAGAAAAUACGGCAUUAAUUGUCCCAUCAGUUACUAUCUGUAUCGUAUACGUGUAUUUACAUUUGAUCACGAUUUAAUAAUUUAAUAUUGUAUCAUGAUGACUUGCCAGAUCAAGAGGGACAUUAUGGAUUCUGCUGCAAUAUGAAGGAAUGCAACGUCGUUUUAUCAGUGAUUUGUGAAUUUGUCAAUCUUGGAGUACACGUGGCCAUCUGGAAAUGUAUAUUUACCUCUGAGUCAGCGAUUUUAGUAGAUCCGUUACGUAACAAUUGUACAUACUUAUAUUCAGACAGAGUCAACAUCAAUGAUGUUUUGUACACCGAUAGUCUCAGAUCAGUUGCUUCUGAAACUAAUGCUAAAUAUGACAGAGCUGCACCUGUUUUUAUAUGUCUUUAUUUCACUUUCUGUACCGUGUAUUGAUUGUUGACUGUACCUCUAGUACCAUGCUAAUUUUGUGGAUGUCAAAAAAUUAAACAUAUUUCCGGUAUGCAGUUUUAAA